UGUUUCCUCGUCGUCUUAUCUGCACUCUUCUUGCCAGCGGCACUCUCAUUCUGCAUUCUCUUCUGGCAGUUAUUCCUACACUCAGUUCCUGGAAAACACUUUGGCUUCCUUCUUGCUUCCCAUUCUGAUUCUCUUCAAUCUCAUUCUUUCCAAGGCUUUUUAAUGGCCUGCCUCCCCAGGUGCGUUCGGGACUGUUCCAAGUUUAUUGGGGUGUCCCUGUACCCCUUCUGUGCCAUCAGCAUCAUCUGUAAUAUCCUAUUGUUCUUCCCGGGAUGGAGCGUGGAAGCCAUCAAUAACCCAAAUGUGAGAAUGACCCCAGAAGUUCUUUAUCUUGGGGGUUUCAUGGGCAGUGGAGUUAUGGUCCUGAUUGCUGCAAUCUAUAACCACUGCUUAGGAAAGCCCGGAAAAUAUAGCAGCCGUUCUAGGAUGUUCCUCUCUAUCAUAAUCUCAGCCGUGGGAGUGUGUGGCGCACUCUAUGGUCUUGUUGUCUCAGCGCUGGGUCUGGUCAAUGGUCCUCGCUGUAUGUACCUGUUUAUAAACGGACGGGUUCAAUGGACAAUUCCUUUCAAAUUGCCUCUGGAGUUUCUGAAUUUCGAAAGGAGUUACCUCUUCAACAGAAACGGCUGGGAUCGGUGUGUCGAACCAACUGGUGUGGUUGAAUUUAAUGUCAUUUUCUUUUCUACAAUCCUGGCUUCAAGCUGUAUCCAGAUUGUGCUCUGUGCUGUUCAGAUGAUAAAUGGGCUUUUUGGCUGCCUCUUCAACCCACGCCUCACCAAAUUCUAAGAA
Xenopus laevis (African clawed frog) is the source of this 786-nucleotide messenger RNA. RefSeq names its product transmembrane 4 L6 family member 5. The coding region runs from base 163 to 783 and encodes 206 amino acids. The transcript has 4 exons. The record is from RefSeq and is a predicted model, not a curated record. Lineage: Eukaryota; Metazoa; Chordata; Amphibia; Anura; Pipidae.